Messenger RNA from Onthophagus taurus, 2354 nucleotides. NCBI's taxonomy places the organism in Eukaryota, Metazoa, Arthropoda, Insecta, Coleoptera, Scarabaeidae. The record is from RefSeq and is a predicted model, not a curated record.
AAACAACCUGUCAAAUGUCUCGGGGUAAAGCGUCAAAACUCAUUUUUAAUUAUUAUUUUUUAACGAUUUUUUGCUAAAUACACGUCUAAAUCGUAUUAGAAAUGACGGAGGAACGUUUACAUAUCGAUUGGGGUAACGAUAAAUUGUAUCGGACUCAAAGGCAAGUUGAGAAAAACGCGUACGAUUUGGAGUCGUGGUCUAUUUUGCUUCGAGAGGCGCAGAGUAAACACAUUUCGGAGGUUAGGGCACUUUACGAGCAUUUAAUAUCGAUUUUUCCGAGUGCUUCGAGGUAUUGGAGGAUUUACAUUGAGCAUGAGAUAAAAUCGAGGAAUUUUGAGAGGGUCGAAAAGCUCUUUCAAAGGUGUCUUAUGAAGAUACUGAACAUAGAGCUAUGGAAGCUGUACUUAUCCUAUGUUAAGGAAACGAAAGCCGCUUUGCCCACUUACAAAGAGAAGAUGGCCCAAGCUUAUGAUUUCGCCCUGGAUAAGAUUGGGAUGGACAUCCAUUCGUACACGAUUUGGAACGAUUAUGUUAACUUUUUAAAGAGUGUUGAAGCUGCUGGGAGUUAUGCAGAGAACCAAAAAAUUUCUGCUGUAAGAAAAGUCUAUCAAAGAGGGGUGAUUAACCCAAUGGUGGGGAUGGAAACUUUUUGGAAAGACUACAUCGCUUUUGAACAAGCUAUAAACCCAAUAAUAGCCGAGAAAAUGUCGAUAGAACGUAGUCGAGAUUACAUGAACGCUCGUCGCGUUGCCAAAGAACUCGAGGUCCAAAUCAGAGGGAUUAACCGUAACGCCCCAAGCAUACCCCCAUGCGGGACAUCCGACGAACUAAAACAAGUCGAGUUAUGGCAAAAAUACAUCGCUUGGGAACGCGGGAACCCCCUCCGCACCGAAGACACCGCCUUAUUAACUCGUCGCGUUGUUUUCGCAUUAGAACAAUGCCUUCUAUGCUUAGGCCAUCACCCGGACGUUUGGUACCAAGCCGCCCAAUUCUUAGAAUACAGCUGCAAAGUUUUACAAGAAAAAGGCGACGUGAACGCGUCAAAACUUUUCAGCGAAGAAGCCGCAAACAUGUUCGAACGCGCCACCGGAUCGUUAUUAAGCAAAAACAUGUUGUUGUAUUUCGCUUACGCCGAUUACGAAGAGGGCCGAUUAAAAUACGAUAAAGUACACCAGAUUUACCAGAAAUAUUUGGACAUUACAGAUAUUGACCCAACAUUAGCUUACGUACAAUACAUGAAAUUCGCGCGGAGAGCCGAAGGGAUUAAAUCGGCCCGAAACGUUUUUAAGCGAGCCCGAGAAGACCCACGAUCACUUUAUCACAUCUUCGUUUGCGCCGCUUUGAUGGAAUAUUAUUGUAGUAAAGACAAAAACAUUGCUUUUCGUAUUUUCGAGUUGGGGUUAAAAAAAUUUAGCGAUAAUCCCGAUUAUAUCACUUGCUAUAUCGAUUAUUUAUCGCAUUUGAAUGAGGAUAAUAACACGAGGGUUUUAUUCGAGAGGGUUUUAUCGUCGGGGAGUUUAGAGCCGGAAAAAUCGGUUGAUAUUUGGAACCGUUUCCUUGAAUUUGAGAGUAAUAUUGGAGAUUUGCAAAGUAUUGUAAAGGUGGAAAAGCGUCGUUCGGAGGUUCUUUCGAAAAUUAAAGAGUUCGAGGGGAAAGAAACGGCUCAAUUGGUGGAUCGGUAUCGCUUUUUGGAUUUGUACCCGUGUUCCCCUGCUGAAUUAAAAAGUAUUGGAUACACUGAAGUGAUUACAAUAACUGGGGCUGGAAAACAUAACACUUUCCAAGCGAUGAUUAAUUGUGGGGAAGAUGAUUCGGUUUUACCCCGUCCUGAUAUCGCACAAAUGAUUCCUUAUAAACCUAAAUCGAACCCAGCACCAGGGGAACACCCGGUUCCUGGUGGGACUUUUCCACACCCCCCAGCGGUGGCUCAUUUAUGCACUUUAUUACCACCCCCGAGUUGUUUUUGUGGCCCCUUUGUUAACAUCGAGCAAUUAAUGGAUAUUUUUAACCGAAUACAAUUGCCUGAUAAUGUCCCCCCACCGUCGGAAAAUGGGGCGGAUGUGAGACUUUUCGAUCUUGCGAAAUCCGUGCAUUGGAUCGUGGAGGAAGGCGGGGGAAUUGGGAUUAAGAAGCGGAAGAGAUUCGGGGUUGCACUUGAUGGAUCCGACGAUGAAGAGAUGCCUUUACCCCCGAGUAACGAUAUUUAUAGGCAGAGACAACAAAAACGAGUUAAAUAAAAAUUAAUAAUUAAGUUUAAUAAUUAAUUAAGUAUUUUUUUUCGGUUAUUCGAAAGAUGUGAAGUUGCAUUUAUGUAUUUUGAGUGUUUAAACAAUAAAGAUUUUUUUAAAAUUAAA